This is a messenger RNA of Oreochromis niloticus (Nile tilapia), 7728 nucleotides long. It is a transcript of the gene rfx7b, whose product is annotated as regulatory factor X7b. NCBI's taxonomy places the organism in Eukaryota, Metazoa, Chordata, Actinopteri, Cichliformes, Cichlidae. The coding region runs from base 321 to 4874 and encodes 1517 amino acids. Gene Ontology annotation, molecular function: RNA polymerase II cis-regulatory region sequence-specific DNA binding; DNA-binding transcription factor activity, RNA polymerase II-specific. The transcript is spliced from 10 exons. Gene Ontology annotation, biological process: regulation of transcription by RNA polymerase II. The record is from RefSeq and is a predicted model, not a curated record.
ACUUCCGGUCUGGCGCUGCAGCUCGCGUGCGUCUUGACGCAGGCAGCUCCGUCUGUAGCUGCUGCUGGCUGCUGCAGGCGUGCAAUUUGCGGCAGCGGAGAUACCCUUGCGAUAUGCCUUUUGUAUUCCCGGGUGUUUUUUGGGGGGUUUUGUUUUGUGCUUCGCGAGGGUCAGAUCACAGUGUUUGUAGCCAUGCUCUGUGGUGGAUUCAGCGGGCUGUCCUAGCUGACUGAGCCGCUACAGCAGCGGUGGGUCCGGUGCAGUGCACAGCCGGGGAUGAGGCCUACUUGUUAAAGCUCCCCCACCACCCCUCCAUCGUGAUGGCUGAUGAUCAACAACAACCUGGUCAGAAGCCUGCCUCGGGAUUAGGCUCUCUUCCAGCGCUGGUGCCAGGACUCCAGGGGCCCGAGGCUAACGCGUUACAGUUCAAAAUAAAGAAUUCAAUUUGCAAAUCUGUACAAUCAAAAGUGGACAGCAUAUUGCAAGAUGUUGAGAAGUUUACAGACAUCGAAAAGCUCUACCUCUACCUUAAGUUGCCUUCUGGUCCCAGCAGUGGCAAUGAUAAAAGUUUCCCCAUAUCUAUUCAUCACCCCAACCCCCAAAUUCUGCCCAUUUGGACUGAGAAUGAGAGGGGGUCCUCCACUCCUGGAUUAUGUGAUCAGAGUUCCAUGUCGUCAAGCCGUACUCAACAGAUGUAUGCAUUCAACUGGAUACGCAAUCACCUAGAAGAGCACCCAGAGACUUCCCUCCCAAAGCAAGAGGUGUAUGAUGAAUACAAGAGCUAUUGUGACAAUCUCGGCUACAAUCCACUGAGUGCAGCAGACUUUGGAAAGAUCAUGAAGAAUGUCUUUCCUAACAUGAAGGCACGUCGUCUGGGAAUGAGAGGCAAAUCCAAAUACUGUUAUAGCGGGUUAAGGAAGAAAGCUUUUGUUCACAUGCCAUCCCUACCCAACCUGGAUCUUCAGAAGUCUGGUGAUGGGUGUGAACUGAUGGAGCCAACAGGCCAGUCUCCGAGUGCUGAAGAUGAAAUGAGGUCUGCAGCUUGUGGAUUAGUGUGUGAGUGGGCUCAAAAGGUCCUGAGCCGUCAGUUUGACAACGUGGAGGACCUGGCUCGUUUCCUGCUUAAUAGCCACUACAUUGGUACUAAGUCCAUGGCUGCACUCACUGUUAUGACCGGAACACCCACAGGAAUGAAGACACCAACUCCAGCUUCUGCGUUUGUGCCGACAGCGGAGUCCAACUCAUUCCAGCCCCAGGUGAAGACCCUGCCCUCGCCUUCUGUUGAUGCAAAGCAGCAACUGCAACGCAAGAUCCAGAAGAAGCAGCAAGAGCAGAAGCUCCACUCACCCCUGCCCACUGACUCCCAGGUCAAGAGAACAGAGGCCAGUACCCCAGGCCCCACGAUCCCCUGUGGCAGCCCUGCUCUGCUCUCCCCUCAGCCUACCAUAGGCAUCGUAGUAGCAGCUGUCCCCAGCCCAGUGACGGUACAGAGAAGCAGGCAGUUGAUGACCUCACCCAGUCCCGUAGGGACAGCCGAAGGAAAAGUGUUGCCUGUGAACUUCCAAGUGGUCACUCAGUCUCUCAAACAGUCCCCCAAAACUCCUCAGAAUAUCUCAGCUAGUCCUGUAGGUGACCGGCUGGCGCGACACAGUACACGGUACGCCCAAAUCCUGCCUAAGCCCUCUGCCACCAGUGCCAUCACGCUGCGUUCACCCCCCACCUUGCUCAUCACCAACAGCCCAAUAAAAACUGUGAUGCCCACUCCCCACGUCAGCUCAGUGAACGUGGUGAAGAUGACAGCCAUCGCUCUCGCUCCCAGCAGCAGCAGCAGCAGCAGUAGUAGUAACAGCAGCAGCACUUCUGUGCGACCCGCCUCAGCUGGCGUGAGCACCACCGCUGCUUUGGAGGAAUCCCAGCAGUUACAAAGUGGGAGUUCUGCUGCGCCCCAGUCUCCUGCAGUCAGACCUAGUGCUCCUGCCUCUACUCCCACCCCCUCUGCUGACGCCAAAGUGGUGUCUGAAGCCGGAAAUGACAAUAACUCUGCCUCUGGCACAGAGAAAACUGCUGUAGGAGCCAAAGAGGAGAGAGUGGCAAAGUUCAGGGCUGCUAGUGAGCCAAGUUUCCUUGUUAAAUGUUCUCCAGGACCAGACAAAGGGGCGAGGAUAAAAAAUGACCCCACAUCUCCUCCUACUUCUGUAGCUGCAGCUGGGACUCAGGACAGCAAUAACAGUAACUGCCAUGACAGUACUUUGUACUUGACUGUUGAUAAUCAGAACUCCAGUGUCAACACAUCAUCUAGUGGCUCCUCUGCUGUUACCCCAACAUCAAAGGAUCCCUGCGCAGACGCCAAGAGCCCCAGGAAGCGCACAGGCGGGGAAUCCCAUGCAAUUCCAGUGAAGAGGGUGUUUAUAUCCCAGCAGCCGCUGGCUCUAGUUGACAAUCCCAAACCCGGAGUCAGCGCUGCAGUGAAGAGGAUCCCCAGACCAGGAACCCCUGCUAGACCAGAGAGUGCCCCCUGCAAAGUGAAACACACUUCUAUAGGGCCCACACAGAUCCUUGCACUCUCUGACUCACCCAUCACACACACUGAGAGCACCCAGACUGUUGUCAAACACCAAGACCUGGUGGUGAAACACGAAGACCCUUCUGUCAGCCCCGAUACCAGCACUGGGGCUGCGGGAAAUAACACGACCGAUCAGGCGCUGCUGCAGCAGAUCACUGGGGAUCCUUGUGCCAUACAAGCCAACUCAGGACCACACGAAGCCUCUGUGAUGAGUGAGUUAAAGAGCACAAUAUGGGAGGAGGGGCACCUUGAUGAGCUUCGCAAGCAGGCGUUUGCCCAGCAGAUACCAGCAGAACACAAACAAGCCCCUGCUGACCAACUUUCCAUUAUAGCCCAACCCUCUGAAGCCUCGGGCCAGCUCACCCUCACGCAGGAAAUGGUUGAUUUUGCAGGUUCUCAGACCAACAUGGACUAUUUCCCAUUCAAUGAUGAUGACAUGACCCAAGACAGCAUUGUGGAGGAGCUAGUCCAAAUGGAGGAGCAGAUGAAGCUGAAGGGUCUGUUCGGUAAUUGUGUGGAUGUGUCCCUGCAAAGUCAGUCAGCCAACAGUCAAGGCUCUAUCCUCAGCACUCACCAGGCCUCUACUACCUUCUACCCGUCUGCCCACAGCAGUACAACUCCAGUCCAAACCCCCACGCCGACACCAACCCCGACACCCACCCCUACAUCUGAAAUGACGCUCGCUCACAGCCUGACGAGGGAGAGCCCGUGCUCCCGUAUGGCUCCCAUAACCCCUGUGGAUGGAGCCAUGGGUCGUCACACCCCUAUCAGUACACCACUGUCCAACUGCAGCAGCAGCGUCCCCCCGAGCCCCGUGGAGUGCAGGAACCCUUUUGCUUUUACUCCCAUUAACUCGAGCAUUACAGGUUACCACGAUGCCAGUAUUGUCUCCAGCAGCCCUGUCAAGCCCAUGCAAAGGCCCAUGGCAACCCACCCUGACAAGGCCAAGCUGGAGUGGAUCAACAACCGCUACAACAGCAACUCUUCAGGUCCUUUGUCAAACCAUAGCAUCGGCAUCCUGCCCAGCUACCAAGACCUGGUGGACGAUCAGUUUCGUAAGCCACAUGCAUUUGCAAUUCCUGGCCAGUCAUUUCAGUCUCAGUCAAGACAGGAUGCUGCUCACUUUGGCCGUUUGACCCCGAUCUCUCCAGUUCAGCAGCAGCCACAGCAGCAGCAGCAGCAGCAACAACAGCCGCAACAGCAACAACAGCAGCAAAUGGUAACAACUCCUACAAAACAAGAGAGUUUUGCUGUGCCGGCACCAUUAGAUAGCAAGGCUUCAUCCUCGUCUACAUCUAGUACUUUCCGUUGCCGCAGUGUUAGCCCAGCAGUGCGCCAGAGAAACUUCAGUGGCAACACUGGCCCCGCGACCACCACAACAAGUACCACCACGACAACGCGCGCUGUGGUUUCACCUUUUAACUCCCCCAUCACCUCCGAGGUUCUCAGCAUCCUGUCGAACAGCCAGACUGUCACCUCUGUCCACAGCAUGGUCCAGCGUAGCCAAUCUGUACCUCUGAACAUCAUGAUGCAGAGUGAGAUGCUGCCCGUGCAGGGUCAGAGCAACACGGCCAAAAUCACGAAUGUUCUCCUCAGCAAGAUGGAAGCGGACGGGGAUGAGUCUGUCCGCGGUCUAGGCAUAAACAACCUCCCCUCUAACUACACGGCCCGUAUGAACCUCACACAGAUCCUGGAGACCACCCCUGGCUUUGCUGCAGGGACUGCUCAUCAGACUCAGCUGCCUGUCAGCUCCAGUCCUGCUGCCUUUGAGCUCCAGCAGCACGGCUACCUCACCACCGGAAGUGGAGAACAGGGAGGUUUCUCUGCUGGGGACAGCCAAGCACAAGUGGGCUCUGGUGAACAAGACCAGCAACAGCAGCAGCUGCAGGAGAAUCCAGUGCAAACGCAGCCACAGCUGCUCCUCCAGAGCACACAGCAGCAGGAGGUGGAGGACGAACAGCAACAGCUGGAUUUCAACAACACUGUCAAGGACUUGCUGGGGGACGAUGGCCUCAACCCCAGUUCCCAGUUGGUAGGUCAGGUAGCUUCGGAGCUCAACGCCGUGGCGUCUGACUUCUCAAACGAUAUCAGACUGACCUCAGAUCUGUCCAGUAGCAUCACUGACCUUAACACGUUGGACACCAACUUGCUGUUUGAUCCCAAUCAACAGCAGGAACAAUAUGAAGACUCAACACUGGAAGAACUGAAGAACGACCCGCUUUUUCAGCAGAUAUGCAGUGAUACUGUGAACUCUGGUUUUGACUGGCUAGAAAGCAAAGACCAGCCUACUACAGUAGAGAUGCUGGGUUAAUGUUAUCUUUUAUUCUGUAAGACUUCUGUUCUCUGUUGUUUGGUUUUGUGCAUAUGUAGUAAAUCUGUUUUUAAACUCUAGUUUGUUGGGAUUUGUCUGGACUUUGCCAUUUGUUCUGUUCAAAGUGCCAGGCGUACCAGAAAAUCUCUCCUACACGCGAUGUUUAAUUGAUCCCUUCCCCUUUUUUGGCAUUUGUCACCCAGAGUUUCAGUGUCGAACCACUUUCCUCCCUCAUCUGAGUUCUCUCGGUGGCCGCGUGCACUUACUUAAGAACGUCAGGAGAAGGGUAAUCUUCAAUAAUGCAAUAUUUGUAUUUGCUGAACAAUUAAGGAAAGAGAGAUGGGUAGGAAAUUUGGCACAAGAGACUUCACCAAAAAAAACAAAACAACAUAUGCUUUCGCAGUUCAAAUUCAACCAAAUGGAGACGAUAUUGUAGUAUAUGCACAUGUUAGUUGUAGUACAUUUGCCUGCCAUAUCUGAAUAUUUAAAAGGGUAGCCUCUUAAGCUGCCGGGUGCUGAAUUUAUGACAUGAUCUUUAUCAUAUACCAAAUCAGUGGAAAAACUGAUUCACAUCUGAGCAUUGUCCGAGAGUGAAAUUUUCUUAAGCCUAUACUUCUUGUACUGUUUAUUAUCUUAUAAAGGGAGUAGAUGAAUCUGUAGUGAGAAGAUGGGGAUUCAGGCCACUUUGUGGACGAUACAUUGAAAGGAAUCAACAACUGGCUGCCUUAUUUCCAAAGUCCAAGGCCUUACGCCAUCUUUAGAGAGACUGUACAUAGUAUAAUGUUAAGAUAUCUUCAGAACCAUCCAGAGCUUCAUCAUAUCAAGGCAGCUGUUACUCUGAUAUUUUCAAUACUACUUCUUAUUGUUUUUGUUCCGCAGUGUUUCAAUAUAGAUAUGUAUUGUAUAGGCUAACGACUACACUGUGUGUGCCCUUAUCGUUAAAGAAUUUAGAGGAAUUUGAUAUGCCGUCAUUUCACGAUACCAUGGCAGGCGCACUCACAGUCAUGAGGUUGUUUUUAUUUUAAUGGGGGUUUUUUGGCAUGCUAUACGCCCAGCUUGGAUAAGAAUAUCAAUGGUAUGGAGAAGGCUCAUUUACAAGGGAGGAUGGAGGCUGAAGUGUGUUCUGAUGUCAUCUUGAGAUCAAGAGGAAAUUGCAUUAUUAUGUUUGUGGAGAUCCAGCCUUAUGUCCAUACCAAAGAUGCUCUGUUUGAAAAUCAUAAGAGAUUAUUACACGUAGAAACACUCCUAGUAAACAUUAACAACAACGGGGAGCGGGCAGCCUCAGAGAUAUAAAAGAGAUCUAUUGCAUUCGCAGAAAAGGAUUAAGUUAGAUAAAUCUUAUGUACAGUAUGUAUAUUUGUGAAAUGGUCACUGUCCUAUGUUUUAUAGGUAACCAUGGACCUGAAAGCAUGUUGAAACCAUCACUGCUAGCCAGGUAGGCUAAGUGAUACAGUAGGAUGCUUGCUUGAGUUUUUUGGCUAUUGUCAAUGUUGUAUAAGUCAUGUUUAAGCUCCAUCUGUAAAUAGGAUAGAUACAUAGAGAUUUGAUGUAUCAAGACACUAUAUUAUGGCCAUUAUUCUAGCUAAGUAUGUGCCAUUUAAAAGAGGAAAAAAAAGCAGAUUUAUAGUCAGCAAGAUACUGUAUGUUGUGUGUUACAUUUCUGGCUCAGUGUGUCGUAAAAGUAAUGCUGUCUGGUCUCGCUUGCUGAUUAUGUUUUUUUUCCAUUAGUUUUAUUUUUUUGUUCUAUUCAAAGGUCUCUACAGUUGCAGAAGUGAUGUGUGCUUUGAGCAGGAUCAAUAGCAUGGUAUAUUGAGAAAAAAAAAGUUGUGAUACUGUUAGCUGGUUGCAAACAUCUCUGUGACAGACAUUGUGCUCAAAGUCUUUCAGCAGACACUGGAAAAAAAAAAAGAAAAAAAGCGAUUACUCACGUUUCAACAAACUUUGGAGGUUCACGUUAUUGCACUAAAUUUUUAUGACACAUGGCUUUGCCACAUCUUUAUGGACAAAUGUAAUGAUGGAUGCCCGCAAAAAAAAAAAGAGAAAAAAUGAAAAAAAAAAACAGUUUUUUACAACAAAACGAGUAAGGAAGUUUCAGUGAAUUGUCAGAAAAUGACUAAUUGUCUUGUAGCAAAAUGUGCAUUAAUCUCAGUGAGAUACACAUUUCUUACUCAUUCUCUUACAUGAGAAUAUAAAGCAUUGAGGGGAAAAAAAAAGUUAAAUAACCUUUUAAAACCUACAUGCUCAUUAUGUUGAUAAAUGAUUGUACGCACGCAUGUGUGAUUACUUCUGUUGUACGUUGUAUUCUUGGUAACCACUGUCUUCUGUGAUUUGGGCAGGUUCUGUUAACCAGACUGGCAGUGCUAGUUUCAUGAGUUACAUUAUUUUCGUUGUGUGCUGUUUACUAAGUUAAUGUUCUUCUAUAUGUUAUGUUGACUGUUUUCUGACAAUUUUACAUAUUCUUUUUUGUUUGUUUGUUUGUAUUUUGUUUUUGCAAAAUGCGUUUUGUGAAGAGUAUUUUACUUUAACAUUUUCUCUUAAUUUUUUUUCUUUAACAAUAUGGCACUGAUAUUUGAAUUUGAAUGAAGGAAAUGCACCUCUUUAUGAGUUCCGAAGCUCCAUCAAGCAGUGAUUCUUUACCUUUGACUGACCCAGACCCAACUCUGUCAGACUAUCUUGUCCAUUUCUACCAGUAGAAAAAAAAAAGAAAACCCUCCUCUGUGGUGUUGUCUGGUGUUUCGCUUAAUGUACAGUAGCUUGUUAAUAUUGCAAUCGCGUUGUUUCUUUUUUCAAUGGAAAGUACUCACUGGUGAGAUUUUUAAAGUGGUUUUAAAAGCCAAUAAACUUUUUUAAAGAA